AUGUCUCUAGUUAGCACUCCAAACCGUAGAUCUGACAUUUACUCUAUAGGGGGUGAUGGAGGUAUCGGUGCAGCAGCGAGCAUCGCGACCUUGUUCCAAGUACUGCUCUCUUGUUACAACUUUUGGGAACAGUAUCGCGGCCUUGGGAAAGAGCCUGACACUAUUUUGAAUACCCUCAAGAUCCAAGAAGCCCAGUUCACACUCUGGGGCGAAAAAUGGAAUCUCGAAGCAGAGGAACAACUAAAGGCAAUUGAGCUUCUUUCUAAUGACAGACCCCACGAUGAAGGCAGGAGUGAAUUGGAGGAAUUGAAGAAAACCGUCUCCAAGGACUUUUGGGAAACGUCGCUGGCCAUGGAGUUGAUUGAAGAUGGCUUAGAAACUCUGCAAGACUUUGAGCAUGGCAACCCACUCGAGCGACGCCAACGUACCCUCAUGAUUCGCAAAUGGAUUUGGGAGAGGCAAAUCUAUUAUGGCAAUGAAGACGACCUACCUCACAAGUGCGAAACCCAUCGCGCAUGUAUCUCAGCUGUUUCCUCGCAGUUGCACCACAUUCAUUAUACUCAAUACACUAGAACCUUCAACAUGGCGAAUCAAGUCCUCUUGGGUUGA
This is a messenger RNA of Talaromyces proteolyticus, 609 nucleotides long. RefSeq lists its product as uncharacterized. Lineage: Eukaryota; Fungi; Ascomycota; Eurotiomycetes; Eurotiales; Trichocomaceae. Bases 1 to 609 code for a protein of 202 amino acids. The transcript has 2 exons. The record is from RefSeq and is a predicted model, not a curated record.